Molecule: messenger RNA, 1821 nt
Organism: Linnemannia hyalina
Lineage: Eukaryota; Fungi; Mortierellomycota; Mortierellomycetes; Mortierellales; Mortierellaceae
Source: the annotation of a GenBank genome assembly
AUGGAACUCGCCGCCAAAGCCUGCCCUUUCCUCCGCAACUCAACCCCAUCGGCUCUUCGCUCGCUCUCCCAGAAGCCAAAGACCGCCAUGGCGUCCAACGGACUUGUCCAUAUGGCCCAGCAGUGCCCCGUCAUGGGCAAGGCCAUGACCAUCCAGGCCAGAUCCGCCAUGAUGACCGGCUGCCCCGUCUCAUCCGGAGCCCGCCAUUUUAGCGCCUCUGCUGCCAAGGCCAAGCCUGCCAAGAGCCAAGUCCUCGGGUAUGCCUCUACCGCUACCUCCAACGACCUCAAGGCCUCUGUCCAGCACGAGCUCCACAAGGCCAACCCUGCUCCUGGCGCUGCUUGCCCCUUCAAGCCAGUCAUCCCUGCCUCCCAUGCUGUUCCCACCGCUGGAAAGCCCUUCGACUACGAGCAGGUCUACGAGGCCGAGUUGCACAAGAAACACCAGGACAAGUCCUACCGCUUCUUCAACAACAUCAACCGCCUCGCUCAGCAAUUCCCUCGCGCCCACACCGCAAAGGCCGAGGACGAGGUCACCGUCUGGUGCUCAAACGACUACCUCGGCAUGUCCAAGAACCCCGUCGUCAUCGAAACCAUGAAGGAAACCCUUAGCAAGUACGGCGCCGGUGCCGGAGGUACCCGUAACAUCGCUGGUAACGGUGCCAUGCAUCUCGCCCUCGAGGACGAACUCGCUGCCCUUCACCACAAGCCCGCCGCCCUUGUCUUCUCCUCCUGCUAUGUUGCCAACGAUGCCACCCUCAGCACCCUUGCCCAAAAGUUGCCCAACUGUGUCAUCCUCUCCGACGCCAUGAACCACGCCUCCAUGAUCCAGGGCAUCAAGCACUCUGGCGCCAAAAAGAUGAUCUUCCGCCACAACGACACCGCUCAUCUCGAGGAGCUCCUCAAGACCCUCGAUCCCUCCAUCCCUAAAAUCAUUGCUUUUGAGACCGUCUACUCCAUGUCCGGCACCAUCGGUAAAGUCAACGACAUUUGCCGCCUUGCCAAAAAGUAUGGCGCCAUCACCUUCCUCGACGAGGUCCAUGCCGUCGGCAUGUACGGUCCUCACGGUGCCGGUGUCGCCGAGCACCUGGACUUUGCCGGCAACUUGAACCGACCUCAAAACAGCCCUGUCCAGACUGUCAUGGAUCAGGUCGAUAUCAUCUCCGGAACCCUUGGAAAGGCCUUUGGUGUUGUUGGUGGCUACAUUGCUGGUUCGGCCGCCAUGGUCGACAUGAUUCGUUCCUACGCCCCGGGAUUCAUCUUUACCACCUCCUUGCCCCCAGCCAUCGUCGCCGGUGCGACUGCGUCGAUCCAGUACCUCCGCAACUCGCCCCACGAGCGCAUUGCUCAACAAACCAAUACCCGCACUCUCAAGGCUGAGCUCGCUGCCCUCGAUAUCCCCGUCGUCCCCAACCCUUCCCACAUUGUUCCCGUUUUGGUAGGUGAUGCCGAGGUCUGCAAGGCCGCCUCGGAUGAGCUCCUCCGCUCCCAUGGUAUCUAUGUCCAGAGUAUCAACUACCCCACCGUUCCCCGUGGUGAGGAGCGUCUUCGUAUCACCCCCACCCCUGGCCACACCGAUGAGAUGAUGGGACACCUGAUCCGUUCUCUCGAGAGCGUCUGGCAGCGCAACGGACUGAAGCGCACUUCUCAGUGGAAGGCCACCGGCGGUCGCGCCGGUGUCGUCGAGGGCGCUGUCGAUCCCGCUCCCAUCUGGACCGAGGCCCAGUUGGGUCUUUCGGCAUCUGUCCUUGGCCAUCACAAGGUCGCCACCGACGCAGCUCCUCAGAACACUCAGACCAGUCAGGCUGCUGCCCAGCUUUAA